Molecule: messenger RNA, 976 nt
Organism: Punctularia strigosozonata HHB-11173 SS5
Lineage: Eukaryota; Fungi; Basidiomycota; Agaricomycetes; Corticiales; Punctulariaceae
Exons: 3
Coding region: 13-678 (221 amino acids)
Source: RefSeq, a predicted model, not a curated record
CCGCUGCAAGCCAUGGCGCUCAACCUACGGCAGUGGUCGACGACGCCGACACACCAGGCCAAAGACAUUAUACUCAGAAUUAUCUCUGGCGCACAGGCUCCCAUACCGACAAGGGAUGUCUACCAGCUUGCGUUGAACACACCCAUACGUGGCCUGAAGCAGAAACGGAAGGAGGCAGCAGCUCAGGCUGCCUCCACCUCCGAGUCGAACACGGGCACGCCUCAACCGCCAAACCCACACCACCCGGUCCGGUCAAUGACAUUCCUCAAGCGUAAUAUACUCCCGCAGCUGGAAAAGGAACAACUCAUAAAGCGCGUCCACAUAGCGCGUAAGUUGUCUCCGGAGGAGAUCGAACAUCGCCUCCGUGCGUCGGCGUCCAGCAAGAUCCCGCGUGAGAAGCGGGAGUCCGCGCUGCAGCGGCUGGUCAUCGACGAAUGGGGUUGGUUGGAAAAGAAGGUUAAGUUCUCGGUGGAGGAUCAGAUAAAGCACGCAAUCAAGCGGGUUGAUGAUGUUGAGGAGAAUCUGAGGACGGCCAUAAAGUCACUGGACCGGAAGAAAUUCGCGAAGGAGCAGGCGAAGAAAAAGGAGGAUGAGGAGUGGAUGCGGCAGGUUGCGGAGGUGCGGGAGAGGGCAGCUGCUGCUGCCAGGGCACAGUUUGAGUCGCAGUCCACGCAAUGAACUCUAUUCCGUACUUCUUACCUUACCUGCACUGCUCGAGCAUAAUCAAUCCUCGUGAUCUCACUUCAAAUGAUGGAGGUACAUAUCACGAUCCCGCACUUGAUAUUCGGAAGUCGCAACUUCGUUUCUUAGAACGGCACGAUAUAUACCGUCUUCGAUACGCAUGCUUGAAUUUCCUAUGCAACCGCGUGCCAAUCACCGUGAACAUACCUUCGGUUGUUGCCAUCCGGUGUGUAUAUAUAGAUUGCACAUAUAUGUAGAACAUAUUCGUUAUAGUAUGGUGGCGAAAAAACACUGC